AUGUUUACUGCCAAAUCACCCUGGGCUUUCACCUUUCGUCAGGUUUUCGCUCGGGCUUUCCCCCAAUAUAGACGUAAAUGGACAAAUUUCCGAUCUGUUAUUCGAUUAUAUCCGCAAUCAAACAAUAGGAGUUUUGCUUAUGAUCGCCGUUUAUUACUUGCUUUCACUUCGGCUGCCGGGUUUUCGUUUAAAGACCACGGAAUCAGCGAUGAACGAAUCAAUACUGCUGAGGAGAGACGUAAGGAGUUUGAUCUGAGGAAUGAGAAGGAAGAAGGUUGGGAACCAUUGGUCAUUGAAGAGAACUUCAGAGCUUUCCGAAGACAUGUCCCUGGGCCGUACGAGAUGUAUGAGUACAAGUGUGCAGGAACCUAUUUCGAUAUAAGUCCCCAGACGUUCUUGGAUGCCCAAAAUGAUUUGGACUAUAGAAAGGAAUGGGAUAGUAAUAUCAUUUCACUGGAUUUGCUCAAGGAUCAAGAUGAGCAUGAGUUGAUAAAAUGGGUUGCUAAAUAUCCGUAUCCGCUGUAUCCUCGUGAAUAUGUGUAUGUACGUCGAACCUGGGUCUCUGAUGACGAAAAGGUAGUCGUGGUAGAAAGUGAAGUGGUGCCUGAACAUGUAUAUCCUUCCGCUUCGGAUUCGAAAAACGUCAGAGUUGGAACCUACACAUCUCGGAUGGCUAUACGAGCUCACAAGGAUUGGGAAAACCAUGGCACUGAUUAUAUCCUUAUAUACUUUGAUAAUCCGGAAGCAAACAUCCCGAAAUACAUCUAUAACUGGAUCAUAGAUCGCGGAGGUCCUUAUUUUCUGAAACAGGUCCACGCAGCAGCUCUCGAGAUCCAAAACAGUGGGCGGACCAUCAAAUCCACUAUGGAUAAAAUGAGAAAGCUCAAGGCAUCUAGAGGAGAUCAUCAGUCACAGUUUUCGGCGAGAGAGGAUCUAUGCGACGAGGCAGAGAAAUCACCUUCGCUUGAGAGCCAGACAACAGACAAUGGGACGCAAGGAUAUAAAAUGCCUAAUAAGGAAGAAAAGGAAGAGCAGAACGAUGAGGCUGAUGACGUCCCCAGCCAAAUAAGAGCGAAAAUAGCGGCGGUAGUGGAACAGAUUGUGCAUCGAUCGAAGGAAGAAGAGAUUGGAUUGAGUCAUUUGAUCGAGUCAAUGAUGGACAGAGCUCAUAAGGUCUCACGACGAGUUUGCGACAUCCCAAAAGGAUUCUAA
Molecule: messenger RNA, 1212 nt
Organism: Auanema sp. JU1783
Lineage: Eukaryota; Metazoa; Nematoda; Chromadorea; Rhabditida; Rhabditidae
Source: the annotation of a GenBank genome assembly